AUGAUUUCGCAGAUUUGGCGCCAAAAGUCCAGGGCUUCUCUCAGGCGAGAGUUGAGAGUCUCGCGAGACUUACAGUGGUUGUGGCGCCGUGCUGGUGUCGCUCCGCGCCUGGUGAGUGUUGGAGGCGACCUGCGGAGGCGGCAGGCUGCGGGGUUCGAGAGCGGAAAAGGCGGCGGGGAGUCCUCCGGCGGGGACAGGGCUGCAGGGCGGGACCUCGGCUGCCGCGCAGCCUGCGAACGUCCGGGAGGGAGCCGGGCUUCUCCGAGGAGAGAUGGUGAAGGAGCUGAACUCAAUGAAGAGUCAGAGAGCAAAGAACCUGUUCCUGUCCCUCCGAAGAGAACAGUUAAAAGGAACAUCCCCAGGCUGGAUGCUCAGAGAUUAAUUUCAGAGAAGGGCCUUCCAGCCUUAAGGCAUGUAUUUGACAAGACAAAAUUCAAAGGUAAAGGACACGAGGCUGAGGACUUGAAGACACUCAUCAGACACAUGGAGCACUGGGCACAUAGACUAUUCCCCAAAUUGCAAUUUGAAGAUUUUAUCGACAGAGUUGAGUACUUGGGAAAUAAAAAGGAAGUUCAGACUUGUUUAAAACGAAUUCGACUUGAUCUCCCUAUUUUACAUGAAGAUUUUGUUAGCAAUAGUGAUGAAGUAGGGGGAAAUAACAUCCUGGAUGUAACAGCAGCUGAAUUUGAUCCCUUCCUGACGAGCUCAGUGGAGGGUGCGCGGCUCACUCCCGAGCUGAGCGGGAGCCUCACAGAGGAGCAACGGCAGAGAAUGGAGCGGAACAGGCAGCUGGCCCUGGGGAGGAGGCAGGCGAAGCUGCCAUGCAGCACUCAGGCCCUGGGAGAUGAUGUGUUUGUGGACGUGGCCGGCACACAGGCAGUGGAAGAAGCUCGCACUGUUGAGCAGGAGGAAGAGUGAAUGGGACCUGGUCCACAGCCAUGUGGCGAUGCUCGUCAGUGCCAUAGUGAGAGGAAGUGAAACGAGAGGAAAUCCCACUGAACCAGUCUUUACAAUGUACGGCUUCAAGUUGGAUAUGGGGGUGCAUAGCAGCACCCCAGCACUGGAGAGGCUGAGAUGGGAGGAUCACUGAGAGUUCAAGGCCAGCCUGGGCUACAAAGUGAGUUUGAGGUCAACCUGAAUUCCAUAGCAAGAUCCUGACUCAAAACAACAAAAAAACCCCAAUAAAAUGUACCAUCCAUGCCACACUGUUCCUGAGGUUAGUGAGACCUCCACUAAGGAAAGGUCUUCUUUACUUGACACCCUUCAAGUCUGCCAUUUGUUUUACUUUGUAUGAGAAUUCUUAGGUAGUAAAAUAUAUUUAAAACCUGG
Molecule: messenger RNA, 1329 nt
Organism: Cavia porcellus (domestic guinea pig)
Lineage: Eukaryota; Metazoa; Chordata; Mammalia; Rodentia; Caviidae
Gene: Tipin
Product: TIMELESS interacting protein
Exons: 8
Coding region: 1-918 (305 amino acids)
Biological process (GO): replication fork processing; DNA replication checkpoint signaling; DNA damage response
Cellular component (GO): replication fork protection complex; nucleus
Molecular function (GO): DNA binding
Source: RefSeq, a predicted model, not a curated record